Molecule: messenger RNA, 1717 nt
Organism: Cydia pomonella (codling moth)
Lineage: Eukaryota; Metazoa; Arthropoda; Insecta; Lepidoptera; Tortricidae
Exons: 3
Coding region: 78-1265 (395 amino acids)
Molecular function (GO): nucleic acid binding
Source: RefSeq, a predicted model, not a curated record
AUCAACAAAAUUGCAGAGUUAUAGUGUAUAGCGCCCUUUAUGGUUGUUAUGGUGGUCAUAUUUAUUCGGCAGCGGCCAUGACACCAUGGUUUGUCAGUCUCAUUCGACAUCUGACGUCUGAUCCGAGUGUUCGAAUGUUCUUUUUGCUCCGUGGUGAUUUCAUCCUUGUUGAGUUUUUGUUUUUUGUUAAGUUUUGGUUUUCUGUUGAGUUUUUGUUAUUUGUUAGCUUGUUAAGUUUGUAUCUUCUACGUGGGCUUUGCGUGUGCGCACGUAAUAUGGAACCUCAGGCAGGACCUUCUCGUGAGAAGGAAAUUCUUUCUCCGAGAAAGAAACGCUGUAAAACCGCUAUGACUGUUAAUGAAAAAACAAUGGUUAUGAACUGUUACAAAUAUGUGUACAAUAAUUGGCCUAAAGACCAAUACCGGACAUUGGCGGAUUGUGCAAACAAAGUUGCGGAGAUAUUGGGAGUAUCUGAAACGACAGUGAGAAGAGUUGUGAGGGAAUAUAAACAGAAGAAACAGUUUACUUCUCCCAAGAAAACAGGCCCAAAAAUUACAGUUUUGGACAAGAUGGAUGAGUUCGACUUCGCUGCCAUACGACGUAUCGUUCAUCAAUUUUUCCAUCGCAAUGAGGCACCAACAAUUCAAAAGAUUCUUCAAGUUAUCAAUGACAGUCCUGACUUGCCAAACCUGUCAGCAACCAGCUUGCGUUUGAUUCUCAAACAUUUAAAUUACAAGUAUGCAAGUCGUAAAUGUCGCAGCUGCUUAAUUGAUCGGGAUGACAUAAGAAAUUGGAGAAAACGAUACUUGCAGAAGAUAAAGCAGUAUCGGCUGGAAGGAAGACCCAUAUAUUAUCAAGAUGAGACCUGGGUUAACGAAGGGCAUACGCAAUCAAAGGUUUGGCAAGAUACUCAGAUCCAGUCAUCGCGACAAGCAUUCAUGGAGGGUCCUUCAACAGGGCUACGGGCACCAAGCGGAAAGGGUAGAAGACUAAUAAUAAGUCAUAUUGGCAGUGAGGACGGCUUCUUGGAAGGAGGACUCCUACUGUUUGAGUCAAAAAAAAAUACAGAAGAUUUUCACCAAGAAAUGAACUCUGAACAUUUUGAAGAAUGGCUUAGGGGUAUACUGCCCAAAUUAAAAACAAAUGCAGUGUUAGUCAUAGACAAUGCCCCUUAUCACUCCCGGAAAAUAGAAUCAGGGCCUAUCAAUAAAUGGAAGAAUGCUGAAAUUAUAGAUUGGCUGAAGAAAAAAAAACAUUGUUCAUGAAGAGAAAUUGACGAAAGAAAAAUUGAUGGGAAUUGUUGCCAAGGUAAAGCCUGCUCAUGUAAAAUAUGCAGUGGAGGAAUUGGCAGCUGCACACAAUAUAACAAUAUUAAGAUUGCCCCCUUACCAUUGCGAACUGAAUCCCAUAGAGCUGGUAUGGGCUCAGGUGAAGGGGCAUGUAGCCAGAAAUAAUAAGACUUUUAAAAUGGCAGAGGUCAGAGAGUUGUUUAAUGAAGGCCUCCGGGAAGUGACACCACAAAGGUGGCAGUCUUGUAUAGACCAUGUCGUAAAAGUAGAAGAUGAGAUGUGCAAACUGGACGGAUUAAUUACUGGAGUUGUGGAUAAAUUUGUUAUUCAUGUAACGGAAUCAGAUUCAGACAUUGAUAGUAAUUCGGACAUUAGUGAUGGAGAUGAGGAGUUGGAAAUGUUGGAAUAAAGAAAAAUUGUUGAAAAAA